CCAACAUGGCGAGUCUUGUGCAACAAUGUAUCAGGGAGAAGUUAGCGACCUUCCUUGCAAUGCCCGUAGCAGAUUUGUGUGCUAUGAUGAAGCACAUGUUGUGGAAGACAACAAGUAUGUCUACAUCACAGAGCUAAAAUCCUGGUCUGAUGCACAGAGUUACUGCCGUCACCAUUACACCGACCUGGCCAUUGCCAGGAAUUCGGCAGAUUAUUUAGUAUUGACGCAGCUCAGUCUUGGAUGGAGGAUAUGGAUUGGUCUCUAUAGAGGCUACUGGGAGUGGUCAGAUCAGAACCCAGCCACAUUCCGUGCUUGGCAACCGGAGCGUCCCAGCAUUCCAACAGGCAAGGAGAACUGUGCGUACUACCAGGACGGUGGAUGGGUUGACAGCUUGUGCUCAGAAAAGAAGACCUUCAUCUGUAACGGUGCCCCAAGGUCCCAGGUGGUGAGAAUUGCUAUAAAGAUGGACUCCCCUGUCAACAUGGAGGACCCAGCCAUCCAAGCAGCUCUGGCAGAGCAGAUUCGCCAAAAGUUGCAGCAAAAUGGCCAGCCAGUUGGCCGUAUCGCCUGGAAAAGCCAGCCAGAUGGAAAGGUUUUUCACCAGCAGAAGAACGAGCAAACCAGGAAGAAACGAGAAAAGAAAAGUGAACUUUGAGGCAAAGAGGCAUUUCGUAUUGUCUGCCAGUAUACUUUCCUUGUGUGGCAUUCAGAGUGUUAAUAAACAGCAUUUUCUAAGCCCAACAUAGUACAUAUUCUACUGCACAAACUUGGAUAAACACUUUUAUCCUAUCUUGUUUAAUUGUUAUUUUCUCCACUACUUUUU
Messenger RNA from Engraulis encrasicolus (European anchovy), 823 nucleotides. Its product is annotated as C-type lectin domain family 17, member A-like. The transcript is spliced from 4 exons. The record is from RefSeq and is a predicted model, not a curated record. Bases 26 to 655 code for a protein of 209 amino acids. Lineage: Eukaryota; Metazoa; Chordata; Actinopteri; Clupeiformes; Engraulidae.